This is a messenger RNA of Dioscorea cayenensis subsp. rotundata (Guinea yam), 2823 nucleotides long. Its product is annotated as protein IQ-DOMAIN 32-like. NCBI's taxonomy places the organism in Eukaryota, Viridiplantae, Streptophyta, Magnoliopsida, Dioscoreales, Dioscoreaceae. Gene Ontology annotation, molecular function: protein binding. The record is from RefSeq and is a predicted model, not a curated record. Bases 152 to 2506 code for a protein of 784 amino acids. The transcript has 6 exons.
CGAAUUAAUGAAUGCGCUUUAAAUCCGCAAAAAUAAAUAAAACGGCGAAGAACAUGAACUGAGAGACUCUGGCCUUCAUUCUCUUCUUCUUCUUCAGCCUUUGCUCCCGAGAGAGUCCAGACUUCCAGAAUCUCGCUAACGAGAAACCAAAAUGGGGAAAUCCACCAGCUCUUGUCUCAAGAUCAUCACUUGUGGUGGCCGCAGUGGCGGUGAUUCCGAGAAUGAAGAUCUCGCUGAGACCAAAGCUGCAUCAGAAAACCGCAGAUGGAGCUUCCGAAAGAAGUCAUCUGGCCAUCGUGUUUUAAGUGACACUGUGAUCUCAGAACCUUUAUCCACCGUAUGUGACAAGGAAACAUUACAAGCUACCACCACUAAGUUUGACUCACCAAUACAUUCAAAUAUUCCUGUGAAACUGCAAGCAGAAGAUAAGCCGAAGGAAACAUUGCCCUUGUCUCCAGAUUUAGCAAAUUCUGAAGUCACUUCAACACAGCUUGCUGAUACAAAAACUGAAUCUGAUGACAACGUGCGAGAGUUAUCUGCUGUAGUCAUCCAGUCUGCAAUAAGGCGAUAUUUGGCACAGAAGGAGCAUCUAAAAGUAAAGAAUGUUGUCAAAUUGCAAGCUGUUGUACGUGGGCAUAUUGUCAGAAGACAAGCUGUUGGCACUUUGCGUUGUGUCCAGGCCAUUGUUAAAAUGCAAGCACUUGUACGGGUUCGCUAUGCACGCCAAACAAUUGAGAAAUCUACCCAUUCGGGCAAUUCGAACACAAAGGCAAAUAAAGCGCAAUCAUCAAUUCAGAUAGUAAUUUCUAAUGGAUUUGCACGGCAGCUUUUGGAGUCUGCACCCAAGCAAAAACCAAUUUACAUAAACUGUGAACCUUCAAGACCUGAUUCAGCAGCAUGGAAAUGGUUGGAGAGGUGGAUGGCUGUUACAUCAUCAGAUAUACAGGAACAAAUUUUGAAUAAGGUUGAUGUUCCAGACUUUUUGGAAGAAACAAACCUGGAUGCUUCUGAAGCAUCAAGUGAGGUUCCAAUUACUGAUUUCCCUAUGUCAUCAACUUCAACAUUAGCUGUGAAUGGGUCUGCAAAACCAGAAGAUGAUGAUUCAAUAAUAAAUACUAUUUCUGGUCUUGAGUAUCAGCAUCCUGCUUCAAAUCCAUGUGAGGCUUUGAGCUCUUUAGAGAAGGUUGACCAAGAUAACUCCAAUCUUGAGAUUCAGAAUUUGGAAACAUCACAGCUGAGCGCUGCAAAAUCUGAACAUGCCGUGCAGGACACCUCUAAUCCUGUUCCUGUUGAAACUUCAUUGGAGCAGAAUGAGGCUUCAGAAUCAAUACCUGAAUUGGCAAUCAAUAAAUCCGACAGUGAAAGUCAGAGUCCUAAGAGUACAAAUAAAGGGGAGCCAGUUGAGAUUGAGGAAAAAAGAUUUGCUUUUGGGUCUAGAAGAAUGACCAAUCCUGCGUUUGCUGCUGUUCAGUCAAAAUUUGAAGAACUAAGCUCAUCUCAAAGUAUGGGCAGGUCUGCUAGGUCUAUUGAUCAAGAUACUGUACUUCAAUCAAAAUCAGAUAAUGUCCAAUCUAAGGUGGAUCCUCUAAUAAAAGCUAUGGAUUAUCCCUUGUCAAAGAACUCAGUUUCAUAUGAUUCAAAAGCUCAAAUGGCUUCAUCUGAAUGUGGUACUGAAAUAUCCAUCUCCUCAGCUCUUGGCUCACCAGAAAGAUCAGAAACUGAAAGUGGAGAAACCGCGCUUGAAGCUGGAGCUUUUGUGAAAGAAAAUCAUGGUGCAAAUGAUGGAGCAAAUAAUGCAGUUAAUGUAACAAAUUUAAAUGCCGAAGCAAAUGAUUCUACCUCUGAUCUGAAAACCCUUCAGCCACAAAAAAAGGAAGGUGAUGGGAGCGAGACUGAUUUGACUGUCGUUGCUGGUAUGGUCCAAUCAGAAAAACAGCCACCAGAGCCAGAGACUUCUGAGAUAGAGACUCAUUUAGAAAAACCUACAGAUCAACUAGGUUAUAGGUCAUCACCAGAGGGAUCUCCCAGAAGGCCAACAACUAUUCUAGAGUCCAGUGGAAUCUCCUCAACUCAGAACUCAGUAAAUGCUAAGAGUAGUAAAAAAGACAUCGUCAAUCAAAAGGCUCAAAUGGUAGAGAAGAGGUCGCCAUCCACUCCCAUCAAUGAGUCAGGCCAAAGAAUCAGCACAGAACAAUCGCCGAAGGAUCCCAAGAAUGCAAAAAGGCGGACAUCAUUUUCCACAACUAAAUCCGAUGGUGUUGACCAUGAACCUAGGCUCAGCAGUAGUAAAUCACUUCCAAGUUAUAUGCAAGCCACGGAGUCAGCAAGGGCCAAGGCACAGGGGAGCAUUUCUCCAAAAUCUAGCCCAGAUGUGCAUGACAAGGACCAUGCUAGGAAAAGGCAUUCUUUACCCAUUGCUAAUGCGAAGCAGGAUUCGUCUCCGCGCAUGCAAAGGUCUACAUCACAAGCACAACAGAAUGCCAAAGAGAGGAGAUGGCAGAGAUGAGCAUAUCAUCAUCAAAGUGACUUCUGAUUAUCAGUCUUGAUGGACUGAGAUGAUUACUGAUUAUGUGUGUUUAAAGUUAGCUAAUUUAGAAACUUAUGAUUUACGUCGUCUUUAACUUUGUGGAUUGUUAAAAUUUGAUAUACAUGUAUACUGAGUGUUAUCGUAAAGUCUCAACCCAGAGUUUUCGGUAUGCUUUUGUUUAUGCUUGUGUGGUAAAAGGGUUGGUUUUCAGAAGACUCUUGAUGUAUUCCCAUUCUUAAGAUUGCUGUUAUAUGUGAUGUACACAGGUUUUUCAGCAAUGCAUGAUGCUUCCUUCU